ACAGAUAUAAAUAGCUUUCUCUAUCUAUAUAUAUAUAUAUAUGUGCAUGAACAUACAUAUAUAUAUGUAGCUAUAUUGUGAAUUGGAGCUAGAUCAUAUAUAUCCCAAGUGAUCAAAAAUGUCUUCAUCUCCAUUGUUAGAGGCGAGUAGUAAAAAGGGAGGGUGGUCAUGGGUGAGGAAGGUGGUGGAUGUGGAGGAGGCGAAGGGGCAGCUGCUGUUCGCGGUGCCGAUGAUCCUCACCAACGUGUCGUACUAUGCGAUCACGCUCGUCUCCGUCAUGUUCGCGGGGCAUCUCGGGGAUGUCGAGCUCGCGGGAGCGACUCUCGGCAACUCCUGGGGCACCGUCACCGGCAUGGCUCUCAUGACUGGUUUAAGUGGGGCUCUUGAGACACUUUGUGGCCAAGGAUACGGCGCGAAGCUAUACAGGUUGCUAGGAAUAUACCUCCAAUCCUCGAUCAUCACAUCGACGUUCUUCGCGAUCUUAGUAUCCAUUCUAUGGUAUUUUUCCGAGCCUGUACUGAUAUGGUUGCACCAGGAACCUGAGGUUGCGCGAAUGGCCGCGCUCUAUCUCUUGUACUUAAUCCCUGGACUAUUCGCCUACGGGUACUUGCAAUGUAUUCUGAGGUUUCUGCAGACGCAAACUGUGGUUCUGCCGCUCGUGGUGUGCUCCAUUGUUCCGCUGCUCAUCCAUGUCGGAUUAACUUAUCUGUUGGUUCAUGUAUUCGGCAUCGGUUUCAAGGGGACUUCGAUAGCUGGGUCGAUAUCGCUGUGGAUAUCUGUGUUUAUGCUCGCGGUUUACAUCAAGUGGUCGAAGAAGUUCCGGUACACCUGGGAGGGGUUUUCCAUGGAAGCAUUUCAUCAUGUGUUGCCUAGCAUGAAGUUAGCUGUUCCCUCUGCUGUGAUGGUCUGUUUUGAGUAUUGGGCUUUUGAGAUUCUGGUUUUACUUGCUGGGCUAAUGCCAAACUCUGAGCUGAGUACUUCACUCAUCGCAAUGUGUGUUAAUACAGAGGCAGUCACAUACAUGAUCACAUACGGAUUCAGCGCGGCAGUGAGCACGCGUGUGUCGAAUGAGAUCGGCGCGGGAAAUAUCGAGAAGGCGAAAAACGCGGUUACAGUGACUCUAAAGCUCUCGGUCUUCCUCGCAGCGACUGUAGUUUUGAUACUAUCAUUUGGGCACAAUAUAUGGGCUAGUAUGUUCAGCAGCAGCCAAGCAAUAAUCCAGGAAUAUGCUUACAUGGCUCCCUUUGUUGCUGGGUCUAUAUUAUUCGACUCGGCACAGGGAGUUUUAUCAGGGGUCUCUAGAGGCUGUGGUUGGCAACAUUUGGCAGCUUGGACCAACUUAGUGGCUUUCUAUUUAAUUGGAAUGCCAUUGGCCCUUCUAUUUGCGUUUAAAUUGGAAUUUUAUGCCAAGGGGUUGUGGCUGGGUCUGAUAUGUGGUCUCUUCUGCCAAUUCUGCACUCUCCUGGUUAUCACUCUCCGCACCGAAUGGCACAGAUUAAAACUCCAAGAGGACGAAGCUGUUCUUGUUUAGCCACACAUCUGAAGCAACAGAUCCCACGUAGAGCGUAAGAACGUGUCGCGUUUCCUGAGAAAACUAUAAGAGACAGAUCAAACUAGUUACUGCUGCUUAUCUGACGAGUUUUUUACUGCGGUUUAUGAACUGUUUUUCAUGAACUUAAGAGAGGCUGUUUGUACUUCGCUUUCUAGCUUUUAGAAGACUUUUUUUAUAGAGAUAAUAAGCUGAGAUUGGAUUAAUUUGUUGGAUAUUUUUAUCUCAAUAGAAAAGGACACCUUUCUUAUCCAA
This is a messenger RNA of Ananas comosus (pineapple), 1804 nucleotides long. Its product is annotated as protein DETOXIFICATION 18-like. Gene Ontology annotation, biological process: xenobiotic detoxification by transmembrane export across the plasma membrane. The coding region runs from base 119 to 1531 and encodes 470 amino acids. Gene Ontology annotation, molecular function: antiporter activity; xenobiotic transmembrane transporter activity. Gene Ontology annotation, cellular component: membrane. The transcript is spliced from 7 exons. Lineage: Eukaryota; Viridiplantae; Streptophyta; Magnoliopsida; Poales; Bromeliaceae. The record is from RefSeq and is a predicted model, not a curated record.